GUCUCUCGGGGUGCCGGGGCCCGAGGCAGCUCCUCUUAACCCACGGUCUUCGAGAUACCGGGAGGACACAGGCAGCGACAAGCGAGCCCGAGCUGGAUAAGGUUUGCUGGGAGACCAGAGGCGAUGGAGGCCAGAGAAGGAAAGGAACUCUUUCUGAAACAAAGGCAAGUCUUUGUAUUUUUUGUUUUGCUGGGCGUAGCUCAAUCUGGUUCCGAGCCUAGGCACUAUUCAGUGGCUGAGGAAAUGGAGAUUGGCUCCUUUGUGGCCAAUUUGUUAAAAGACCUAGGAUUGGAGGUAGAAGAUCUAGCUGCGCGGGGUGCUCGGGUCCUUUCCAAAGGGAAAAAAAUGCAUUUGCAGCUCAAUAGGCAGACGGGAGAUUUGUUAUUAAAUGAGAAACUGGAUCGCGAGGAGCUGUGCGGCCCUACAGAGCCCUGCAUACUACCCUUUCAGGUGUUACUGGAAAAUCCCUUGCAGUUUUUUCAGGCCGACCUACGGAUUAGGGACAUAAAUGAUCAUCCCCCUGUUUUCCUAGACCAAGAAAUAAUUUUGAGAAUUUCAGAAAGUAUCACUCCCGGAACUACUUUCUUAACAGAACGUGCCCAGGAUUUAGAUGUAGGAAGUAACACUCUCCAGAGUUACAUGGUCAGCCCCAAUGCCCACUUUCACCUUAAAUUGCAAGACAGCCCUGAAGGCAUAAUACCACAGUUGGUGCUGGACAAACCACUGGAUCGGGAGGAACAGUCAGAGAUCAGAUUAACCCUCACGGCGCUGGAUGGUGGGACUCCACCAAGGUCUGGUACUGCCCUGAUCCGCAUUGAAGUCGUGGAUGUCAAUGAUAAUGCCCCCGAGUGUGCAAAACCACUUUAUGAAGUGCAGGUUCCAGAAAACAGUCCUGUUGGAUCUCAGGUUGUCAUGGUCUCUGCUAGGGAUUUAGACAUUGGAGCCUAUGGAGAAAUAGCUUAUUUUUUUUCCCAAGCCUCUGAAGACAUCCGCAAAACUUUUCGAAUGAAUGCAAAGUCAGGAGAACUCUUUUUAACAAAGAAGCUGGAUUUCGAAUCCAUCCAGACGUACACAUUAAAUAUUCAGGCAACAGAUGGUGGGGGUCUUUCUGGAAGUUGUGUGGUGUUUGUGCAAGUGAUAGAUUUGAAUGAUAACCCGCCGGAACUGACCAUGUCAACACUUAAUGGUGAGAUCGCAGAAAACUUGCCAGAGACCGUAAUUGCUGUAUUCAGUGUUUCAGAUCCUGACUCCGGAGACAAUGGAAGGAUGGUUUGUUCUAUCCAAGAUGAUCUUCCUUUCUUCCUUAAACCCUCUGUUGAGAAUUUUUAUACCCUAGUGACAAAUACACCGCUGGACCGAGAGCUGACAUCCGAGUACAACAUCACGAUCACCGUCUCGGACAUGGGCACCCCCAGGCUGCAGACCCAGCACAACAUCACCGUCCAGGUGUCCGACGUCAACGACAACGCCCCCGCCUUCAGCCAAAGCGCCUACACGCUGCUGGUGCGCGAGAACAACAGCCCCGCCCUGCACAUCGCGGCGCCCGACGCGCAGGCCGACCGGCUCACCGUCUACCUGGUGGUGGCGCUGGCCGCCGUGUCGUCGCUCUUCCUCCUGUCUGCGCUGGCCUUCGUGGCGGCGCGUGUGUGCGCGAGGAGCGGGGCGGCGGCGCGGGGAGGCUCGCCGGGGCCCGAGGGCCACUUCCCGGGCCACCUGGUGGACGUCAGCGGCGCCGGGACGCUGUCCCACAGCUACCAGUAUGAGGUGUGCCUGACGGGAGGUACUGGGACCAGUGAGUUCAAGUUCAUCAAGCCCAUUCUCCCCAACUUCCUUGCUCAGGGUGAGGAGGGUGUUAAUGAGGCAAGUCCGUUUCAGGGGAAGGUAUGAAGUCAAGGAUAAAUUUUAAAGGGCUUAUUGAAUUUAGAUAUUUGUAUCUUUUACUAAUGGUUGUAAAUGAGUGUAUUUAUGGGAACAAAUGUCAAAAAUUUAUAUCCAAUGCAUUAUAGAAUAUCAAACCACCAGUCUUAAAACCCUAAUAGUCAGGUACUUUAAAAAAAUGACUUUCCUAAGGUAGUUUUGUGUGGGCUUAAUGAAGCUGGUGCAUAGACAACAAUAUGUGUUAUUUAAGAUGUACCAUGUUUUUAAGGGUAUAAUGCUCAUAUGAAAGUAAUACACCUAAUUCAGAAUGACAGUAAAAUUUAUUUCAAUAUUGGGCCUCCCUGGUGGUGCAGGGAUUAAAAUUUCAGAAUUUUCAAGCUACUGCUAGGCACCUUGGCAAAAGUUUGCUCCCCAGCCAGGGAGCUAACCUACAAGGCACAGAAGACCUCUCCUGUUUUG
Molecule: messenger RNA, 2337 nt
Organism: Condylura cristata (star-nosed mole)
Lineage: Eukaryota; Metazoa; Chordata; Mammalia; Eulipotyphla; Talpidae
Gene: PCDHB3
Product: protocadherin beta 3
Exons: 3
Coding region: 124-1887 (587 amino acids)
Biological process (GO): homophilic cell-cell adhesion
Cellular component (GO): plasma membrane
Molecular function (GO): calcium ion binding
Source: RefSeq, a predicted model, not a curated record